AUGAACCAGAUCCUCCCGCACGUCGCGUCCGGCACGCUGCAGCCACCCAAGCUGCUGGAGCCCUGGACAGGGUCAUUGUCCUCCGCAUUAUCCUCAUUCCCUUCGAUUCUAAUCUCAAGUCUACGGACUUUAUUAUCCACUCCGGCGAAUACGGGGCUCUGCCUGGCCACUGUCAUCCUACUCGUCUUCCUCGCCUCUCGUUAUCGCCACCUGCUCAAUACCUACUACCGCGCCCUCGAGAAUUAUCGCGCCACCCGUGACGCGCUCUUCAAGGCGUACCCAGUGCACGAUGACGCCUGGCGCGCCGCUACCCUAGCGCAUGCCCGGGCCGAGUACUCGCGGUUCGCCAGCGAACUGGGACAGACCGUUGCGCGUCUCCGAGCUGCACGCUCGAUCGAAGAGCUCCUGGCGGCGCUGGAGACGUCGCUUGGUAUGUACACGCCCGAUGCGAAGGAGCAGAUGGUGGACGGCAGUCCCCGCAAAGUGGCUGGCCCGCCUAUCAAGCCAGCCGGCACUCCUGCCAAGGCUGUUCGCAGUCCCUCCAAGCUCGACGGAACGCUAGCGAGACUCCGUGGUACCCCGGGCAAGCCACUCAGUACCCCGCUUCGCAACAAGUCUGCCUCAACCACGAUCCGCACACCGGCCGCAACACCGGUCCUCAGGUCAAUCAGCUCCUCAACUACACGGUCCCUAUCCUCCGUCGCCAGCUCCUCCUCCCCACGACAUACCACAACAUCUCCUCCCUCCAUCCCCACCUCAUCUCCCUAUCGCGACCUCCAGUACCUCCCCUUCGCCGACGCCGACGACCUCGACGAUCUCCCCGCACCUCCCGCCUCCUCCCUCGCCGGCGCCCAGGCCGAGAUCCGCAGGCUCAGCGCCGCCCUCGGCCGUGCCAGGCGCGCCAAACGACGCGUCGAGCGGCAGCUGAACAGGCGCGAAUGCGAGCUCUACGCCGCGGCUGAGGAACUGGAACGCGUCGAAGGCGAGCUGGAACGCACUGAGGGCGAGUUAGCGGACGCGCAGAAGGAGCUGGCCGAUGCGCAACAAGAGCUCGCCGACGCCCACCAAGAGAUCGACGAGUCCUACGCCGAUCUCGAGGGCGCGUACCGCGAUCUCGAGGACGCGCAGUUCGACGCGCGCGAUCUGCGUUGCGCCUUGUUCGUCAGCGAUACGGAGCUGGCGAACUUGAAGUCGCGCGUGGAGGAGCUGGAGGGGUUGAGCGCAAGGUUCGACCACCAGCAAGUUCAACUCAGCAAGCAGAACGCGCAGAUAAACAAACAGAAAGCGCAGCUGGAGGAGCUGAGGGCGCGCGACCGGCAGCAGCGGUUCCUGCUGGGGUGCUACUCGAGCGAUCUGGCGGCGGCGCGGAAGAAGCGGGUGCAGUUGGGCGAGCUGGAGGCGAGGGUGAGGGAGUUGGAGGGGGAGAAUGGGGCGCUGAGGAGGGAGGUGGGCGAGUUGAGGGGCGAGGUUCAGCCGGAGGCGGAGGUGACGAACUCGACGGAGGGCGGUUAUGCCAACAGCCCUCCCGGAUCAUCGACGUUCACCCCCGGGCAUACGUCGAUGGCAUCUACAUCUUCGACGGCCUCGUCCGCGUUGUCGACGACUUCGACGUCCUCGUCGCUGCCCGCGUCGCCGGCCUCGCUUUGCACGACGCUGUCCUCGCCGCCGAUGUCGCCGACCGUGGCCUUGCCUCCGACCUUUGGAGGCUCAUUCUCGUGCUCGACGCCCCAAUCACAACGCUCGGGCUCGGCGCCGCAACUACAAGCCGUGUGCAUGGCGUCGCAACCACAACUCUCGUGCUCAGCGCCGCAACUCCAGCCAUCUGCGCCUUCUUCAAGUCUUUCGCUUCCCUUAUCACCAGCAUCCAUUCCUUUGCCGGCCUCACCGGCACCUUCGUCCGCGCUGCUACCAAGAACCUCGUCCAACCCGUCACUACGCAAGCGCCAGGGGCCGCCGUCCGAUGCUGACGUGGACGAGCGGGAGUGGAAGAGGAGGCGAGAGGGAGAAGCUGUAGCAACGGACGAAGUGGAUGAGGAAGUUGAGCAGGCAAAGGUCGAGCGUGAGGUGAACGCAGCGCAAGAUGGGCACGUAGCGCAAGCACGAGAUGGGCACGAAGCCGAAGCGCAGCUCGAGGCUGCAGCCAAUCAGGAGGUUGAGCUUCCACUGGAUUCUUAG
This is a messenger RNA of Schizophyllum commune H4-8, 2175 nucleotides long. RefSeq lists its product as uncharacterized. The transcript has 2 exons. The record is from RefSeq and is a predicted model, not a curated record. The coding region runs from base 1 to 2175 and encodes 724 amino acids. NCBI's taxonomy places the organism in Eukaryota, Fungi, Basidiomycota, Agaricomycetes, Agaricales, Schizophyllaceae.